ACAGCAAGCAAGGCUCAAAUGGCUGCAGCACUAUUCCCUUCAAUCUGAUUCCAUGCCUCAUUUUCUUGGUUUCUUUGAUAAUGGAGAUACUGUUCAUUCGAAGAGACGGCCUGGAAAGUUUCUGGGUAGUAGUGAUUUGGAGAAAUAUGGUGAUUUUUUUUUUAAAAUAAUUUGCUCAUAGUUUGUUGCUAAUGAUAAGAUUGGUUUUGUGAGAACAGAUGUAGCAGCGCUUUCUAUUGAGAUUGAUCAUUGUCUUCCAAAGACUUCCUGCCGCCAAGUUGGGAUUGAACUUGAAGAGGCAGCAAAGAUGGAGGAUGGAGCCUUGAUGGAGAAGAUGCAAUCCAGCCACGAAAGAGUUUGUUCAAAUAAGAGAAAAGCAGAGCAUUUUGCAGCAGAAGAAUUUAGAGGACAAGUGGAAGUGCAGUCCAAGGUCAAGGAGAAAACCAGUACAGAAAUUUCAGCAGAUUCUUGGAAGGAAAAUCACAAGACUUCAGAGGUUCGAAAUCCAGAUUACAAUCAUGUACGGGCGCGUCGUGGCAAGGCAACUGACAGUCACAGCUUAGCAGAAAGAGCCAGGAGGGAAAAAAUAAGUAAGAAAAUGAAGUGUCUACAAGAACUGGUUCCUGGAUGCAACAAAAUUACUGGCGGGGCUGGAUUGCUUGAUGAAGUCAUCAAUUAUGUUCAAUCUCUUCAAGGACAAGUUGAGUUCUUAUCAAUGAAACUUGCAACUCUGGCUCCAAGGCAAGGAUUGAAUGGUGACAACUUUUCUGGGAAAGAGUUUCCUGCUUACGUCGCAAGUUUUCAGACGGCCACAAUAUCAUCAGGAUUUAUCAAUUUGUCACAGCUUGAACAUAAUUUAGUGCAACAAGAUGCAGGAGCAGAUAAUCCUACUCAAGCUGCGCCUGAAAGAAUUACAAAAAGCUCCUCAGGGUUCAUCCCUGAACCAUGCCUCGACUCAUCUUGCUUCUCUCAAGCUCAACCCUUCUUGGAUCCUGACUCCCAAAUCCUGCACAAUGUAGGAUUUCACCAAGGUUGAUCAAAAUGCUUUUCUUCUCCAACAUUUAUUGCUACCACUAGCAUUGAUAAUUUAUGUACAUAAUUCAUGUCAGAUCGUGUUUAGAGUGUAAUUGAGUCAAGCUGUAAUAAUAAUGUAUUUUUAUCCGCAAA
Messenger RNA from Hevea brasiliensis (rubber tree), 1167 nucleotides. Its product is annotated as transcription factor BEE 2-like. The record is from RefSeq and is a predicted model, not a curated record. Gene Ontology annotation, cellular component: nucleus. The coding region runs from base 308 to 1036 and encodes 242 amino acids. Gene Ontology annotation, biological process: regulation of DNA-templated transcription. NCBI's taxonomy places the organism in Eukaryota, Viridiplantae, Streptophyta, Magnoliopsida, Malpighiales, Euphorbiaceae. The transcript is spliced from 6 exons. Gene Ontology annotation, molecular function: protein dimerization activity; DNA-binding transcription factor activity.